Molecule: messenger RNA, 291 nt
Organism: Staurois parvus
Lineage: Eukaryota; Metazoa; Chordata; Amphibia; Anura; Ranidae
Source: the annotation of a GenBank genome assembly
UUCUAUACCACAAGCGGUAACCCCGAGCUACACUCGGGCUUACCAUGCGGCGCUGCUCUGGGGGUCCCUGCAGCACUUACCUUGUCCUUCGUUCCCACGAUGUGUCCCCCUGCUGCAGCGUCCCCGGCCAUCUCCUCCGGCCGAUGUGUUCCGGUCCCCAUGACGUCGGGACGUACGGGCGCCGCCAGCGGCGGGAAAUUUAAAAAAUUUAAAAAAUGUCAUUUUUUUUUUUCAAUAUUGUCCCUAGUGUUUUUGUCCUGUGCCCUGCCUGCAUUUUGUCUGUUCUUUCUG